Messenger RNA from Plasmodium gaboni, 1479 nucleotides. Its product is annotated as putative membrane protein. NCBI's taxonomy places the organism in Eukaryota, Apicomplexa, Aconoidasida, Haemosporida, Plasmodiidae. The record is from RefSeq and is a predicted model, not a curated record. The transcript has a single exon. Bases 1 to 1479 code for a protein of 492 amino acids.
AUGAUAAAGGCAUUGUAUUCUCUUGUCAUAUUGUCAGUCCUUCCUUUGAUUCUUUAUAUUCAUCCUUUAAUAUGCUUGUAUGUCGAAGAUACCUUAAAAAUUCCCCUUGCCGAUAUAAAAUCGGGGGAUUACAUAAAAUUCUGUUGUGAUCUGUUUUGCUCAUUUUAUAAAUAUGAUAUAUUUAAGAAGACAUUUAUUUUUUUAAAAAAAGAAAAUAAUAUAACUGUAUAUAAUUGUUAUGGUAUUAUAAAGGUUUAUUAUUCCAAGAAAUAUUUAUUUUAUUUCUCUACAUUUAUAAAUGUAGAACAAAAUAAUAUUAUUGAAAUUGUCGAUUCUUUUGAUAAGGAUAAAAUUUCGAGAUAUGUUUUUUUCACACCUCUUUUUGAAUAUACUACUACAAAAAAGAAUAACAUGGUUUAUUAUAUUCCAUUUGGAUAUUAUAAAUUCAAGAAAUUAAAAAAUGAAACAUUAAAUCAUAAGAAGACACAUAAUAAUGAUAAUAAUAUAUUUUCUAUAAAUAAACAGAAGGUUAAUUAUUACACAUAUGGACAACAUAUACAACAAAUUAAUAAAUUAAAAGAGGAUAUAUAUAAAUAUAAAAAAAAUAGAAAAAAUAACAAAUACAUAAUAUUUAUAAAAAAUAGUUCUACAUAUAUCAUUCCAUUAUCUUUUUAUUAUAAUAACAGUAUGAAUUUAAAAAAAUGCAUACCUCAACUUAUUAAAUAUAACAUCCAUACGAGUAAUAAUAAUAUUAAUAAUAAUAAUUAUUAUUAUUAUUAUAAUUAUUGUUAUUAUUUUUGUUGUUAUUAUAUCAAGAAGAAUUAUAUUUUAUCUAUGGGACAGAAAAAAUUAAUUUUUAAAGAAUUCAUUUUUAAUAAAUAUAAAGAAUUUCAAUAUAUAAUUGAACAAAAUGAAAAAAAUAAAUUAAUAUUAUAUGUCAAUUACAAUAUGACAAAAAAAUAUAAAACAUAUAACAAUCUAAUCGAUACAGAAAUUUAUAAAUUUCUAGAAAUAUUAUUUUUUAAUAAUACUCAUCAUAACCCUCAAAUUUUAUAUUCAAAAUAUAUGGAUAUAAUAACAUCACAUAAUAUUAAAAAUAAUAAUAAUAAUAUUAAUAGGGAUAUUAAAAAUUAUAAUGAAAAUAAAAAUAUCGAAUUAUUAGAUAAUUCAUCAAAUUAUAAAGAUCAACAAACACAAUCAAUGUUAUUCUUAUCUAUUUGUCUCUUUAUGUUCUUUUUUCUAUUAUUUAUUUAUGUAAUUAUAAGGGGAAAAAAAAAUAAGAACAAUCUAAUAAAUAAAGAAAUCAACAAUAAUCCAUAUAAAGAGAAAAAUUUUAAAAGACUGGCUGAAAUACAUGUAGAAUAUAAAAAAAAAAUACAAACAAACCUUGGAUCAAAAAUAAAAGAUAUAACUGAUCAUGAUUUAAUAAAACUCAUAACAUAUAAUAAAGCAGAAACGAUUGUCGUAUGUCAACCAUAA